AGUCAACCCCAUGUAGCACAUUGUCAUUGAGUCAACCCCCUCCAUGUUUUACGAUCUCCAUAUUGAAGCAACCAUGUGUCUCUUGAUAACAUCCCCACUCAUUUAUUGCUUCAUGUACUUCAACUCCUUUUCUUAAUCAUGUUGACUUUUUUUGAGUUCAUACAGCUGACCCAUCUUUGAUUUCAUCCCCCCACCCACAGAGCACCUUCAAAUUGGGGCAACUGUUCCUUUAAAGAUCUUGCAAAACCCAUUCCUCAAAAACUCAAAAUCCAGUUUUAAUCCAAAUGGAUUAUCAUCAGUCAAUCAAGGUUCAACAAAAGUCUGCCUACCAAUCUGAUCCAUCAACCUCUAGUUUCCCAAUCUUAGCCAUUGCAGCACUCUGCAUCGUAGCAACAGCUUUCUUGCUCGUUUCCUACUACUUUUUCGUCACCAGAGGCUGCUUCAACUGGCAACAAGUGAACCCAUUAAGACGCUUUUCCAUGUCACGGGAACGAUACACACCCGACCCGUUAUCAUCUCCAUACUCGACUCCUCCAUGGCAGGUUCGGGGACUCGAUGAAGUACUAAUCCGCGAGAUCCCCAUUUUUCAAUAUACAGAAAGCGAAGGCGAGAAACGGAGUUUAUACGAAUGUGUUGUUUGCUUAACCGAUUUUCAGGAAAUGGAUACGUUAAGAGUUCUUCCAAGCUGCAACCACGCGUUUCAUUUAGACUGCAUUGACAUUUGGCUUCAGAACAAUGCGAAUUGCCCUCUUUGCAGAUUGAGCAUUUCAGGUAACACAAGGUAUCCAAAAGACAAAAUAAUUGCACCAAGUUCUUCACCUCAAGAUCCUCAAAUGAGCCCCACUGGCAGGAAUCAAGAUUUCUUGGUGAUUGAGUUGGGUGAAGAGGACCAUGGGUCAAGAUCACAACAAUCUAGAGGUCAUUCUCCAAGAAAGAUUGGAGGGAAGAGGGCGAAAACAAGAAAAUGUCAUCAUGUUUCGAUUAUGGGAGAUGAGAACAUUGAUAUUAGGGGAAAAGAUGAGCAGUUUUCUAUCGAACCGAUUCGGAGAUCGUUCUCAAUGGAUUCAGCAAUUGAUCGCCAUAUAUAUUUAUCGGUUCAGGAAAUCAUACAGAACCAUGGAAGUCUGCAACAAAUCAGAACCAAUGAAGAGGGAAGUAUGAGUGGAAGAACAAGAAGACCUUUCUUCUCGUUUGGAAAUGGUAGAGGAUCAAGAAAUGCUGUUCUUCCUAUCUAGCUCCAGUGUGUUGCGUAUAGAUGAGAUGAAUCGUGUUCUUUUUUUUCUUCUAUUUUGAUUGGAUUUUAAAUUUGUUUUUCUUAA
Messenger RNA from Lactuca sativa (garden lettuce), 1319 nucleotides. Its product is annotated as RING-H2 finger protein ATL16. Gene Ontology annotation, biological process: protein ubiquitination. The record is from RefSeq and is a predicted model, not a curated record. Gene Ontology annotation, molecular function: transferase activity. Lineage: Eukaryota; Viridiplantae; Streptophyta; Magnoliopsida; Asterales; Asteraceae.